AGAGUAUUGAAAAACUAAGGAAAAUACAGAGGAGUAUUGAAAAACCAACGAAAAUACAGAGAAAGGCAAUUUCUUCCAUACAAGCAGAGAUAAGUAGCUACAGCCCUUCAGUCUGAAGAAAAGACAGCUGACUGGUAUGAGGAGCUGAAUACUUCAAAAAAUGGACAGAACAGAUGCUUGUUGUGAACGCUGCGCAGCUGCAGGGCGGACAUCUUUCUAAGUCAUUAUAAACAGCCACAUUUUUACAAGAAAUUCGUAGUCCAUCCUCAGCCUCUCUGGGUGACUGCAGAAGACAUAGAAUUGUGGCAUCACAUCAGAUUGGAAGUUGAGCAAGUUGAGGACUAUGUCUGAAUGUAUCCAGCUCUCAUUUGCUGUUUGUAGAAUUGGCAUUUACACGUGUUUUAGAGCACUUUGCUGCAAGGGACCGCCACCACCACGACCUGAGUAUGACUUGGUUUGCAUAGGCCUCUCUGGUUCUGGCAAGACUAGUCUUCUGUCUCAGCUCUGCAGUGAAAGCCCGGAGAAUAUCGUGUCUACCACAGGUUUUAGUAUAAAAGCCGUGCCAUUCCAGAAUGCAAUUUUGAAUGUGAAAGAACUUGGAGGAGCUGACAAUAUCAGGAAAUAUUGGAGUCGUUACUACCAAGGAUCCCAAGGGGUAAUAUUUGUACUAGACAGCGCCUCCUCUGAAGAUGAUCUAGAAACUGCUAGGAAUGAGCUGCAUUCUGCUCUUCAGCACCCACAGUUAUGUACUUUGCCGUUUUUAAUACUGGCCAAUCACCAAGACAAGCCAGCAGCUCGCUCAGUACAAGAGAUAAAAAAAUAUUUUGAACUUGAGCCACUUGCACGUGGAAAGCGCUGGAUUCUUAAACCCUGCUCCUUGGAUGAUAUGGAGGCAGUAAAAGACAGCUUCUCCCUUCUAAUAAACUUGCUAGAAGAGAGAGACUUCGAACCUUCAAGAAUGUGAAAGCCAAGAGAAAGAAGAGGUUCCCACGCAUCGCUGUACCUGCUCACUCUGUCACAGCUUAAUUACAGUGUAGUAUCAAGGCUGAGCUGUGAUAUGUGGUUCAUACAGAGUUAAUGCAGAAUGUCCUUUGGUUAAAAUAAAUGUUCUGUGAAUCAGGAACACAGCUAUUUCCAGUAAAGUUGUCUGCACUACUGAAGUAAAAAGUUACUCUUUGUUUACCACUAUUUCUGCACACUGCAUGUUGCUUCCUUGCACCACGAUCAUCCUUGGUAGAAAAAUUUACACGCACAAAGAUAACAUAGUCCAUAAAGGAGGAAUUCCACGUGUUACCUUGAAUUUUAAAAACAAGUAAUGUCUAAAGAAUUUAUGAGUCUAAUUUAGCUUGUUUAUUGACCUCACAUUAUGGAAAAGCACAGCCCUGAGAAUCUUAAUAGGAUACCUAAAAUACAAGCAGUUUCAUGUUAAUUCAAAGGUUAUUCCUGAGGUUUUACUAAGUGGAAACACAGUUGAGGUAGUGGACUCCACAAGGUAGUUGAGUCUCUUCUAAAGUCACUGCAAAACCCUGCCAGAGGCAGUAUGGUAUUUUGCUGGAAGUUUGCUGAAAAGUAAAUUAACAAACAGAUGUGAACAGAUAACAGUACUUGGGGAAAUCAGCUGACAUAAACAGGUGAUCUAAGUAAAAAGAUUUUUGGAAGUAUGUGAAAGAUUUUAGAAAUAUACAGAAGUUGAAUAAAGUAAUAAUUUUCAUUGAAAGUAGUUUUCCAUAAGAAAAGCAGAGCAAAUAUCUGUUAGUUCAUCUCUGGAGGCUUUAUUGCUAGUUAAAAAUAUAAGUGAUUUUAAAUACUUCCUUUAUCACUCAUUCGUAGACUACCACUGUUAUUGUAACAUUGCCAAGGCAUCUAUCCAGUCAUUAAGGGUCUUCCAGUGUUUGUACUAUAAGCUUCUCUUUUCAAGGGGAUUAUAUCUUGUUCUUUCAAACUUCCUCUGGCCUAAAUGUUACUUAGAAGAUGAAAAAGUAGUCAUUGGAAAUAACAUUUGUAAUACAUUUAGAAAAAGUUGAUUUGGGUCACGUAACACAGUCCACGUUUCCUCUUUCCAUGUUUUUCCCACUAAAACCAGUAUUUUGGCUACCUUUUGUUGAUUUCUAAAAAACUCAUAAACUGAUUUUGUCCAUUGAAGAAACGUGCCAGGCCACUGGUUCACAGUGACAACAGGGUAUGUGCAGAUCAGUCACUGGACUGAUGCACGCCUUGAAUGCUGUGCCUUGCACAUUCAACUACCCUUGUGCAUGGGUGUCUGCAAACACAAACUCAAGUGAGGUGUCAUUAGUUCCUCAUCAGCUCUGCUUCUGUCUUGAAACACACAAUGCCUUGUUUUUGGGGCUUUAAGCAACAUUUCUUUCCACUCUGAGCAUUUAUCUUCUGUUUGAAGUUUAUUGUAGUUUCUUGCUAGUUUAUUUGGGGAUAAGAAAAUAGUAAACAUCAGCUUUUGAAGGCUCAUAAAAGCCAUUUAUCUAUUAAUUGUAAUUUUGCUCUUAGUUAAACAAAAUGUUUCUCAUAGGUAUUUUAGUUUACUUUUCAAUUUCUAUUAAUUUCUUGCAUUGCUCCCACUGUUGUAGCUGCUUUCUAUCAUCAAAAGGAAGCUGGGAAAACUGGUAAACUCCUUGUUUAAUUUUGAGAUGGAAUAGGCAGGAAGCCUGAAGGGCAUGUCCUUGCUUUGUUUUAUGUUCUCUUUCCUGUCAGGUCAAUCGUCUCACUGCUAAUACUCCUGGAGACAACCAAGAACUGGAAUUGUUCAUUUUAAAGCACAGAGGAGCCCUGCUUUGAUUCAGUUCUCUCUGCACACUUUAGUCAGGACCCAGCUGCCUGUCAGUUUCUCUUGUGAGUGCUAGGGAGGUUCUCUUCCCUGGAUUUAAAGAGGAGCUGGAUCUAAUUUACAUUUCCAAACUCCCUCAUUGCUGACAUGAGCUUAAAGGCUACAGAGUCCCCAGAUUUCCACAAGGCCCCCAAAUUUCUAUUCUAUUUAAGGGCAGUGAAAAUAAGCAGGGAGGAGGAGUAGGAGCAUUAUUUCCAGAGAAAGCAGGCAGUUUGGGGAGAAAAAAUGAGAGAUUCCAAGCUUUGACUGCUUUUUCAUUGGCCAUUAGAAGAUGUGAAAUAAUAUCUUUCUACUAUUUGCCCCUGCUUUUGUUUAGUUAUGGACCAAAAGGUACAGGAAAUGAAAAUAAGCCCAACUCUAUUGCACUCUUGAAACUGUACUUAUUUCUACCAUCAGUGAGUUUGUCUGGUCCAAAACUUUGGCGGCUCCAACUUUUGGUCGUGAUCUCCUGGCUAUGCACUGUUUGAAGGUGCUACAUAACUUACAUGGAAAUGCCCAAGAAGUCCUUGAUAAUGUGGUUUUGGAGAAUGCCAGUGGCUGUUUAGACUAGGACCUUUCCAUAACUAAAUGAUUUUUCUUUAGGCAAAUGUCACCUGCACAGAAGCAGUGAUUUUAAUUUUCAGAAUUAUUUCAAGUAUGCUUUUUCUUACUAAUAUAGUGAUCAUUCCUCAUCACAGGUUGAAACAAUACCUCAUAACUGCUGAAGGCUAAGACCAACACUUUACUUUGAAUGUAGUACUUCUGUGGUUUUGUUUUGUAGAUGGACUUAAUGGAUGUGUACCUUUUAGAUGUCUAUAAACAACUUCACCUUUUUAUGAGGGGAUAACAAUGUUCAUAGCAGCUCCUGUCACACUUCCAUGUCUAUAGUGUUGUUGAAUGCUCGGCUAUGGUAGAAUGUGUAAGCACCAUGCAGUUUAUAGAUAACCAGUCUUAACUGCUUUGGGGUUUUUUUGUUUGUUUGUUUAAAUCUUUUCACAUGUGUUUGUCAUUUAGGUGGAAUAAACUUGGGCACUAGGCUCUACUUUCCAUGCAAGUUCAUUAAGGAGUGAACAUUGUCUUUUUAAAAAAAGAUAUUGUGCUUUAAUGUUCUUUAGCCAUCUGUUAAAUUACUUUGUGUGUGUGUGUGUGUGUGUGUGCCCACGCUGGGCUUCUUCUCAGACCUGUGGCUGUCUGCGGUGUCUCAGCCGUCAGAAUGAAAACAUUAUCAAUCAGUAUCCAACAACAGCUGGUUUUGACAACCUUCUGUCUGCUGCCUAAUGCUUUACAACUCAUCAGUAAGGCUUCUUUGUCUGCCCACUCUGAGCUGGUAAUUUUAACUGCUUCAUGUUGUGUCCUGUACUUGUACUUUUGGCAUUUGUAUGGCUUAAAAGUUAAGUCUUAGUGGGUUUUGAUAUUCUUUCUUGCUGUAUAAUGCUCCAUGUGUAUCUCAGCUUGCCUAUUCAAAUGCGCUAUACAAAAAUCUGUGAUGUAUUAUUUCGUUUAACUUCUUGCAUUUCAUUAUAUUUAUAGAAGUUGCAGAUUUUUGUACCGUAUUACUUAAUACAGUUGCCUUUUUGUAAUGGCAAUUAAUUUAUAUUACAAAAGUUUGUAUCUUUACUGUAGUCAAAAGUAUUAGUUAACUGCCAUAUUAUCUUGACUUUAUACUAAAAAUACAGUAUCAACAGAAGUUGACCCAAUCAAGUGGUCAGCUGCUGACAUGGGGAACUUGUACUGUUUGUGAUUUAUACAUGAUUUCCACUAUCAAAACAAAACAAAAAAAAAAAGAAAGAAAAAGAAAAUAAAAUAAACACUGUGUAGAACUGA
Haemorhous mexicanus (house finch) is the source of this 4642-nucleotide messenger RNA. It is a transcript of the gene ARL15, whose product is annotated as ADP ribosylation factor like GTPase 15. The coding region runs from base 344 to 964 and encodes 206 amino acids. Gene Ontology annotation, molecular function: GTP binding; GTPase activity. NCBI's taxonomy places the organism in Eukaryota, Metazoa, Chordata, Aves, Passeriformes, Fringillidae. The record is from RefSeq and is a predicted model, not a curated record. The transcript is spliced from 8 exons.